CGUCAGGAGUUGUGUUGUCAAAAUGGCAGGACACGAACACCACCAUCACUUCUCUUUGUGUUUCUGUGAUUUAAUGAGGCUGCUGUGGUCCCUGGUGAUGCCCUGCGUUUACCUCAGUCUGGUCCUGACUCUGGUUCUGGUCCUGGUGGUUCUGGGUCUGCGGCUGUGGUUGCAGGGCCGCCGGAGGACCCGCCAGGCUCAGGGGACCGGGGCGGCGCUGGCCUUUUUCCACCCGUACUGUAACGCAGGAGGAGGCGGGGAGCGGGUCCUGUGGUGCUCCCUGAGGGCACUUAUGAACCGAUACCCAAGCGUGUCCUUCGUGGUUUACACGGGGGAUAAGGACGUGAGCGGUGAGCAGAUCCUGGAGGGAGCACGGCGACGUUUUAACAUCACGCUGCCUCGACCCGUCACCUUCGUCUUCCUGCGUCACCGCGGGUUGGUGGAGGCCUCUUCCUACCCCCACUUCACCCUGCUGGGCCAGAGCCUGGGCUCCAUGUUCCUUGGGUGGGAAGCCCUCACAGCCUUUGUUCCCGACCUGUACGUGGACUCGAUGGGUUAUGCCUUCACACUUCCGAUCUUCUGCUACCUGGGAGGCUGUAAAGUGGCGAGCUACGUUCACUAUCCUACAGUCAGCACUGACAUGCUGUCUGUGGUCCGGGAGAGGAACCCCAGAUUCAACAACUCAGAUUUCAUCUCCAGAAACCCGGUUCUGAGUGCGCUGAAGGUUCUGUACUACUGCCUCUUUGCUCUGAUCUACGGCCUGGCCGGCUCCUGCAGCGACGUCAUCAUGGUGAACUCCACCUGGACGCUGGGACACAUCCUGGCUCUGUGGCGCUCCCCGAGCCGCACCAGCAUCGUCUACCCGCCCUGCGAUGUCCAAGCCUUCCUGGACGUCCCGCUGGAGGACGAAGACGAGGUGGAAGAAGGCUGGGAGGAGCUCGGACGGGAGCUGGGCAGUGAAGAGGAGGAAGGAGGAGGAAGAGGAGGAGGGGGAGACAGGAAGUGCCACUCUAUCGUGUCUGUGGGUCAGUUCAGGCCAGAAAAAGAUCACCAGCUGCAGAUUAGAGCAUUUCGCAAGCUCUUGGAUAAGAAAGGGGAGGGGCCCGGAGGCCGGGAGUCGCUGCGGCUCAUCCUGAUAGGUGGCUGCAGGAACCAGGAGGACAAUGAGAGGGUCCUGAUGCUGCGAGGACUCUGUCAGGAGCUCGGGGUCUCCGACCGCGUCGACUUCAAACUCAACAUCCCGUUUGAGGAGCUGAAGAGGGAGCUGGUGAACGCCAGCAUCGGGCUGCACACCAUGUGGAACGAGCACUUCGGUAUAGGUGUGGUGGAGUGCAUGGCUGCAGGAACCAUCGUCCUCGCCCACAAGUCUGGAGGGCCGAAGCUGGACAUCGUGGUGCCGCACCAGGGCAGGCAGACCGGCUUCCUGGCCGACAGCGAAGACAGCUAUGCUGCCGCCAUGGAAACCAUCCUGGAGCUGUCGCCGUCAGCUAGACUGGAGAUAAAGCACGCCGCACGUGAAUCUGUCAGACGGUUCUCUGACCAAGAGUUUGAGGUGUGUUUCCUGUCUGCCAUGGAGUCCCUGAUGAGUACACGGGUGUAAUGAGGAGGAGCAGAGGAGWUCUGACAUCUACCAGGGACCAGAACCUGAUCAGAGACUCGUUUCCCAGCUGUCUGUCAGCUGAACUCCAGGAGGUGCAGGUCGGAGUCUCUGCUGUCAAACUGAUGGGGCAUUAACACUGACAGGGCUUUCUGAAGGCUAAUUCGUAUUUCAAAACACGUCUUCGCAGCUGAACAGGACUGAAGAUCAGCUAAAACUAGCUAACCAUCAGCUGACGUGUCGUCUCAAAAAAAAACAUAAGUCAAACAGAAUCCUGAUGAACUCACAGAAUAACAAACUGAAGAGAAACAUGAAACGUAAGAUCCUCUCAUUAUGUUUGCAUGAGACCAAGUUUAUUAAUGUGAGAAAGUCAGACAGCUGCAGGAUGUUUAUAGCAUGUUCCACUUGAGCUGAGGGUCAAAACUCGGGAUAAAACUGAGCUGUCAUUCAAACGAUUUGUUCAGAAAUGGGUUAAAUUUACAUACUUUAAAACAUCAACAGGAAAUAGUUUCAUAUCUGAUUUAAAAUUUUCAACCCAAACGUUCAGAAAUGACUGGUUAAAGCUAAAAGCUCAUGUUUGUCAAUCAGAAGUGAUUUUCCCACGUUUGAUGCAGUGAAGCUCAGUCCGUCUCUGCUUCCUGUUUGAUCCGAUGUUUUGUGCUGACCUGGACUUGAUUCAUCUCCAGAUCAGGAAAUGAUACUAAAGGAUGAAGAGGAGGAGGAGAAUUACAGCACCUCAGAUUUGUGUAGAUAUGUUCCUUCACAGCGUUAAAGAGGAAGGGUUUAUUACAGUUUGUUUAUAUUAAAGCUGACAUGAUUUUUCUUUUUACAGUGAUUUUUCUUUAUUUACUGACUUCUGUCAGCAGAAUUUAUUAAAAAAAGCUUAUACUGCUUUAUGUAAUGGUUAAAGUUGCAGCUAAAACUAGUGUUCCAGUAGCUGAAGACCAAAUUCACUUUAUUUAAAUGUUUUUCAGCUGUUGUUGAUGAAGUCUGCGUGUAGUAAUAUGAUUAAAUAUAUAUUAUUUUAUAACCUGUAUCUUUAAAAAUUAUUAUUAUUUAUGUGGAUGUAUAGAGGACUAAUUAAGCUGUCUGAUAUUUACCUCAGUGCUGCCACCUAGUGGUCCAAAUCUCACAGAACAGGAAAGACUAAGCUCUGAGUGUUUCAUGAUCAAAGUUUAAACCUGUUUUUCUCACAUUGUCUGUCAAGUAAGAAAUUGCUUCAAAAUUAAACACAAAUUCUUUGACUAAUUAUGCACAAUAAACUGCACAGAAACUUU
Messenger RNA from Austrofundulus limnaeus, 2874 nucleotides. RefSeq names its product GDP-Man:Man(3)GlcNAc(2)-PP-Dol alpha-1,2-mannosyltransferase. Gene Ontology annotation, cellular component: endoplasmic reticulum membrane. Bases 23 to 1600 code for a protein of 525 amino acids. Gene Ontology annotation, biological process: dolichol-linked oligosaccharide biosynthetic process; protein N-linked glycosylation. Gene Ontology annotation, molecular function: GDP-Man:Man(3)GlcNAc(2)-PP-Dol alpha-1,2-mannosyltransferase activity. NCBI's taxonomy places the organism in Eukaryota, Metazoa, Chordata, Actinopteri, Cyprinodontiformes, Rivulidae. The record is from RefSeq and is a predicted model, not a curated record. The transcript has 6 exons.